AUGGGUUUGGAAAAUAUAGGGGCAAUGGUCAAAACGAAUGGGUUGAUCACUGUGUACACGGAUUUGGAUUAUCCUUUGUUGGACAGUGUAUUUGAUUUGUACCAAUUUGCGGGAUUGGUUGAGUUGAUAGACGAAAAAAACAAGUCAAUCGAACCCAAGAGUAUAUUACGAUUAGCUACAGAUUUUUCCAGGAUGACGGAAAAGUCGAUAAUUACAAAUAAUCCAUACGAAACAGUCGUCCAAUAUGAGUUUAUAUCAAAUCAGUUCAAACAACUUACCGAUAAAUCAAUAAAACCGAUAAAUCAGUUUUUUCAAAGUAAUAUUCCACCGAAAGAAAGUGACAUAUAUUCUGUCGAUCCGCAGUAUUCUCACAGACUCUCCAUCACUAGUAUUUCCAAGAACGAAAAUAAAACCAUGUCUUUCGCAGAAAUACUCAAUAAAGAAAACAAAAAUAUAAUUAAGGAUUUCCUAAAGUUUCAAGAUAAAGAAUCUAAAAAAUCGAACGAUUCGUCAUACUUUAUAAGCAGUUCAUCAGAGAGCAUAACUUAUUUAAAAACGGACUAUAAAAGAACUGCUUUUAUGAUCGAAUUAAUGUUGAUCGACGGCGACGAAGAAAAUAAAGCCACUUGGGACUAUUUGAUAUCGAUUUUUAGACACUUCACCGAGUUUUCUCAGUAUGAAUACUGCUUAAUGAACUUACACACAAUUGCAACUCCGCCAGAACUUAAAAAGUUUUUUUGUAAAGCCCCUUUGAAACCCAAUCGGUCUUAUCCUAUGGGAUUACUUUACAUACUGCAUCGAUCUUUUCUAACCGGAACCUUCUCGUGUGUAAUGGUUACAAAAGAACAUUUGGAACUCAUGGAACUAAUGAUUGAAUAUCAUCCUCUCAAACAUAUAAUUUCAAAUAAUAUAUCCAAAUCUGUUUUUGAAGAUACGAGAUAUAGAACAUAUAUUUUUCUAUGUAACGACCAACCCAUUGGAUUAAACGAUGAAAUCAAAUUUUUAAGCAGUUACUUUGACGUGGCUCGUUAUGCGCACCCCACACUGGCUCGUAAUCAUAUGGCAGUUUUGCUGAAUAUGGAUUUGCAAAGGACGUUCAUGAAGAAAUCCCGUGGUUUGCUUAAGUUUGUAAUGGAACACAGUGACCUCAAUUGUUUGUUUUAUAAACUUUAUGUGGACCCGACCGUAAUGGAAGAAUGUGAAUUGUCUUACAUUACUGAAAUAAAAGAACUGAUACCUGUUAAACCCCGUGUUCGCAUACAAUAUGAUUGUGAAAACGUGUUUUGUGACCAUGAAAAGUUUGCACUAUUCCACAUAAAUACACGGUUGUGCAGUACUCUAUCAAUGUCAAUAGACGCCAAGAUUGUCGUGGUUGGAGCGUCUGUUGUAGCUUUAUCUUUUUUAGAAAGUCUCCUGUUCAACCCAGUUAAUCAUUACAUUAGAUUCGACAAUAUAGUACUCAUAUCUGACGGUGGUACUCCAUAUCAACUUAGCCUUACUGACCUGGAGAAUCGAAUGAUUCCAAAAACAGCACACUAUGAUUACGAGUACAUGAUUUCUAUGGGUUUUAAAUCAUUUGUGGAUGUCGUCACCGGUACAGUAACAACAAUUAACAGGUCCGUAAAAUUUACUUGA
This is a messenger RNA of Acyrthosiphon pisum (pea aphid), 1635 nucleotides long. Its product is annotated as cilia- and flagella-associated protein 61-like. The transcript has 10 exons. The record is from RefSeq and is a predicted model, not a curated record. Bases 1 to 1635 code for a protein of 544 amino acids. NCBI's taxonomy places the organism in Eukaryota, Metazoa, Arthropoda, Insecta, Hemiptera, Aphididae.